This is a messenger RNA of Brachypodium distachyon (stiff brome), 1491 nucleotides long. RefSeq lists its product as uncharacterized. The transcript is spliced from 2 exons. The coding region runs from base 68 to 1210 and encodes 380 amino acids. The record is from RefSeq and is a predicted model, not a curated record. Gene Ontology annotation, molecular function: protein binding. NCBI's taxonomy places the organism in Eukaryota, Viridiplantae, Streptophyta, Magnoliopsida, Poales, Poaceae.
AAAAAAAAAAUCUAAAAGGAAAAAGUCAAUCCCCUCCCAAAUCCAGCGACCACCGCGAGCAGCCGCCAUGCCCCCGCCUCCCCCGGAGCUCCCGGCCGAGCUCGUCGAGGAAAUCUUCCUCCGCCUUCCGCCGGACGACCCCGGGUGCCUCUUCCGCGCCUCCCUCGUCAGCGAGUCCUGGCUCCGUCGCCUCGCUGGUCCCGCCUUCCGCCGCCGCUACUGCGAGUUCCACCGGACGCCGCCCAUGCUCGGCUUCCUCACCAGCGGCCAAGCCGGAGAGGAUCUCAUGAACAACACCCACUUCGUCCCGACGGUAAAGCUCUGUCCGCCCGGUCCUGGCCACAAGUACCUGCAAGCACUCGACGCCCGCCACAGCCGCAUCCUCUUCCUGACGGAUCCUGAGGACUCCAUCCGCGUCCCCCGGGAAUUAAUCAUCUGGGACCCAAUCACGCUCGAGGAGUGGACAAUUCCGGAUCCUGGUCUCUCGAGCUGGGCCGCUGUGCUGUGUGCCAAGGAGGGGUGCGACCACCUUGACUGCCAUGGCCAUCCAUUUCUAGUGGCCUGCGUGUCCCUCGGAGACGAAGAGUUUAGCUGCUCUGCCAUCCUGUACUCAUCGGAGACGGACUCCUGGAGCGACGAGACUUCUGUUGACCACGAUGAAGAGCACCUGACUUGUUACACCUACGUAGAUUAUAUGCCACCCAACGUCCUUGUGGGGAACACGCUCUAUUUUGACUGUCAUCCUUUCCGCAUAAUAAUACAGUAUGACUUGGCGGACCGGGAAUUGUCGCUGAUCGACACGCCAGAUGUGCAAGACUCUGUUGAUGGCCAGCUGACAGUGGAGAACGACGUACUGGGAUUCGCCAAAAUAAAGGAGUCCAGCAUAUACCUUUGGUUGAGGGAAGUUGAUGAGCAUGGAGCCGCGGCAUGGGUGCAACUCAGAGUCAUCAAGCUCGAGAAGAUGUUCUCCUCUGGUGCCUUGUCAACCAAACCCACCAUGUAUGCUUUCGCGGAGGGAGUCGGUGUCAUUUUCUUAUGGGGAAAAGUCGGCCUCUUCAUGAUUGACCUUAAGUCAGGCCGAGCCAAGAAAGUGUGCUACCAGGGUAAAAGCAGCAUUUCUAUCAUUCCCUAUAUGAGCUUCUACACUCCAGGACAUGAUUGGGGCAUAAUGCCGCUGCCUCCAGGACCUCCUGCGAUUGAUGAAAGUUGACGCACUUUGGCCCCUGAGGAGGUCAGUCAGUUUAUGGCAAAAUUCGAGGUGCCAUUGCAUUGCAAUGGCUUCCGACCAAGCCGGAAUUACAUGGGUAAUGGUGAUGCGCAAUAUGUGAAUUUGCUGCUGCGUUUUAGGUAUUACCCUUCAGGCAUAAUUUGUGGAACAAUGUGCACUUGGGGUUUAUUUGUUCUACCUGUGGUUUGUUAGUAACAUGCAGGUGCUCGUUUAUAUCUUCCGCACAAUAUAUAUACACUUAUCUAUUAUUGGUUCCAUGUCUG